Molecule: messenger RNA, 804 nt
Organism: Symbiodinium pilosum
Lineage: Eukaryota; Dinophyceae; Suessiales; Symbiodiniaceae
Source: the annotation of a GenBank genome assembly
AUGAAGGUCGUGCGCGAUUCAAAGUUUAGACACGUCUUUGGGAAUGCAACAAAGGAGAACUUCCAAGACCUCCGACUGUCCUCGAAGCCACUGGAGACCACAGGGAUUCGAGGAAAUGCCAAAUUUAUCUGCUUUCCUUGGGAGUCUGGCGGCGGAGGCACGUUGGCAGUGAUCCCUUCAACCAAGUUUGGGCGACUGCCACGAGAUCUGCCCUUAGUGGCAGGUCACACGGGAGGCAUCAUGGACUUCGAGUUUAGCCCAUUUGAUGACCACCUCUUGCUGAGUGCCAGCGAAGACUUGACAUUGAAGCUGUGGCAGAUCCCGAGCGACGGGCUGACUCAGCACUUGAAGGAUCCACUCCUGACCCUAGAAGGCCAUGGCAAGAAGGUAUCGUUUAGCACCUUCAACCCUUGCGCUUCGAACAUCGUGGCGUCCACGGCCUUUGACCUCACCUGCAAGGUCUGGAAUCUGACAGAGCAGGAGGCUUCGUUCAACAUCCCAGUGCCGGAGCAGGUCAUGCACAUCAAGUGGAACUACACAGGCUCUUUGUUGGCCUUGACCUGCAAGGAUAAGAAGAUGCACAUCGUUGACCCAAGACAAAGCAAGACCCUUGCUCAUUUCAGUUUUGCGUUUUUCAGCACAGGCCUCAAUGUGAAAGAGUGGUAUUGCAUUAGAACUCGUAGCGUGGGUUCGUGUCUCUGUUCCGGCGGUUUGGUGUUAGAGACCCGCGGUGGGGUCGGUGGAGGCUACUGGGCAGGUUUUUUUCUCCCACGCGGUUUUUUCCCCAUGGUUAGAGAUAGCUAG